Messenger RNA from Vanessa atalanta (red admiral), 1767 nucleotides. RefSeq names its product hydroxysteroid dehydrogenase-like protein 2 (gene Hsdl2). The transcript has 12 exons. Bases 130 to 1404 code for a protein of 424 amino acids. Gene Ontology annotation, cellular component: mitochondrion. The record is from RefSeq and is a predicted model, not a curated record. Lineage: Eukaryota; Metazoa; Arthropoda; Insecta; Lepidoptera; Nymphalidae.
UAAUACAUACCUCGUUGUAACUUGUUGUGUAUUGUAUUUUAAUUUAUAAUUAAACAAUUUAGUCAACGUAUGUUAGUCUCAUUUAAAAUACGAAAAACGUAUUGAAUUUAUUUUGAUAAUUAAGUUAAGAUGAGUUUAGUUGCAAAUACCGGGAAGUUAGCGGGUCGUACCCUUUUUAUAACGGGGGCUUCGCGUGGCAUAGGAAAGGCUAUCGCGCUUAAAGCGGCUAAGGAUGGCGCCAACGUUGUUGUGGCUGCCAAAACAGCGGAGCCUCAUCCGAAACUCCCAGGAACCAUUUAUACUACUGCUGAAGAAAUCGAGGCUCUGGGAGGAAAAGCCCUUCCGUGCAUAGUGGAUGUGAGAGAAGAGAAACAAAUUCAAAAUGCUAUUGACGAAGCUGUCAAGAAGUUCAAUGGUAUUGACAUCUUAGUAAAUAAUGCGUCGGCUAUCUCCCUGACUGGCACGGCCCAGACUGAUAUGAAGAGAUAUGACCUCAUGCAUAACAUUAACACAAGGGGGACUUUCUUAACGUCUAAGCUGUGCCUGCCGCUGUUGAAGAACAGCAACCAUGCCCACAUUCUGAAUCUAUCCCCACCACUCAACAUGAACCCCUACUGGUUUUCAAUACACGUGGCGUACACGAUGGCGAAGUACGGCAUGUCCAUGUGUGUGCUCGGCAUGAGCGAGGAGUUCAAACCGUACAACAUCGGCGUCAACGCGCUCUGGCCCAAGACCGCGAUCGCGACGGCCGCCAUCGAGAUGCUGACGGGCGACACGAGCACGAGCCGCAAGCCCGACAUCGUGGCCGACGCCGCCUACGUCAUGCUCGCCCAAGACCCCAAGAAGUACACCGGCGUCUUUGCGAUUGACGAAGACGUAAUCAAAAAAUACGGUAUAACGGAUUUGACACCGUACGCGUGUGACCCAAAGAACGCAGAUAAUCUGAUGUUGGACGGUUUCUUGGACGAUCCUGCGGCUCUGACCCACCACCGGCAAACGGUCACCACCGCGUCGAUGCGACGGUACCAUACCUCAACCGUCAACUAUAAAGAAAAGGCUGAAUCAGGUGGUCAGAUUCCAGCAUUAUUUGCAGCCAUCGGAAAAUCUAUUACACCUGACUUAAUAAAAAAGACUCAGGCUGUAUUUCAGUUCAAUGUGAAAGGUAAGGAAGAAGGAGUUUGGCAUUUGGACUUGAAGAACGGCGAUGGGUCCUGCGGGCAAGGAGAACCGAAAAACCCCCCAGACGCAACUCUCACCAUGGACAGCAAUAACUUCGCCGAUAUGUUUGCUGGUAAAUUGAAGGCGACAAAUGCCUUCAUGAUGGGAAAAUUGAAGAUAAAGGGUGAUUUACAGAAAGCAAUGAAGCUUGAGAAAAUGAUGAAGUCACUCAAGAACAAGGUCUGAACAAAUUUAAAUGAAUGUAAAAUAUUGUAUAUUAUGAUACUAUGAUAGAGCAGACAUUUUGAUACUAUAAAAUGGUUGAUAUUAAUUUAAGAGUUUCUCAUGUGCUAUUUCACGAUUUGUGCACUCAUGUCGUUGGAACAAUGUAAUGUGUACUACGCUUUAAACUUUAAAAGAUAAAAACAGUGUUAUGUAAUUAUUUGUUAUUGGCUGGGACAUAUGAGUUGUUCAAUAUUUAAAAUUGCAAUAAUUGUAGUGCUAAGGCAGUUACGUCAAUUAUAAACUGUUGAAUUGUUAAACUUUUGAUAGACCAGAGAAAAUGUAAAUUAUUUCUUAUACAUACCUCACUACUCAGUAUUGAAUAAA